Molecule: messenger RNA, 2148 nt
Organism: Cloeon dipterum
Lineage: Eukaryota; Metazoa; Arthropoda; Insecta; Ephemeroptera; Baetidae
Product: xylulose kinase
Exons: 11
Coding region: 291-1922 (543 amino acids)
Biological process (GO): D-xylose metabolic process; phosphorylation; xylulose metabolic process
Cellular component (GO): cytosol
Molecular function (GO): D-xylulokinase activity
Source: RefSeq, a predicted model, not a curated record
CGGCGACGACGGUACACGGCUUUCUGUUUUCAUAAGGACCAGCUGUUGUUGACAGCCACUUGGAUAUCACAAAAUUUUUGCGAUAAGGGCCGUGGGAAGUGCGAGCCUGUGAAUGAUUCCAUUGAGGAGGCACCGACAUCGCAGGCUGCCGUAGUGACUCUUUGAUGACCCGUUUUAGCCAGCGCUCUGACCUCGUUAUCAGUGGUAGCGCACGUAGGAUAGAUAAAGGAGAAUGUAACGCACGGGCUUUGGAAUAACAACUUAUUUUUGAACUAAUGCUCAUUUGAGAGAUGGAGCAGCAAGAGGAAGGACCUCUUUUCUUGGGCCUCGACCUCAGCACUCAGCAGCUGAAGGCGGUCAUCAUUGAUGAGAACCUGCAAGUGGUCCACGAAGCUCAUGUGCAAUACGACAAUGAGCUACCUGAAUUCAGGACUCAGGGCGGCUUUAACACGAGCAAAGGAAAAGUGCCCGAAGUUACGGCCAAUCCGGUUAUGUGGCUGAAGGCGCUGGACAUGCUGCUGGACCGUCUCAGGGUGAGCUGGGGUCAGGUCGAGCUUUUCGGCCGCAUCAAGGGUAUCUCAGGCGCCGCCCAGCAGCAUGGCACCGUGUUCUGGCACAAGGGCGCCGAACGCACCCUCUCCACCCUCAGCCCGUCCAUGUUCCUGCACGCACAGACGGCCUCCUGCUUCUCGCUACCCAACUCGCCAAUCUGGAGGGAUCACUCGACCACCAAGCAGUGCCAAAAGAUGAGCACCUCCCUCGAGGUGGCAGGAUCGAGCCUGGCUGAGGUAACAGGUUCACCGGCGCAUGAGCGCUUCGCUGGUCCGCAAAUCUGCAAGGUUUUUGAAACCAAAUCCUUCAUUUACAACAACACAGAAAGGAUUUCACUGAUCAGCAGCUUUCUUUGCUCAAUUUUACUUGGUCGGUUUGCUCCCAUUGAUCUGUCAGAUGGAUCAGGAAUGAAUCUGUUAGACAUUAAAACGCACCAAUGGGACCCGAAAUGUCUUGAGGCUUGCGCACCUGAACUCAAGUCAAAGUUGGGCGAGCCAUGCAAAUCUCAAACUGUGCUCGGGGACAUUUCGCCUUAUUUUGUUGAGCGCUUCUGCUUUCCUGCUGACUGCAAAGUGAUUGCCUUCACUGGAGACAAUCCUUCUUCUCUCGCAGGUCUUUGUUUGGGACCUCAUGAAAUUGGUUUGAGUCUGGGCUCAAGCGACACUCUCUUUGCCUGGGUAUCGGAGUAUUGCAGCCUGCCUGGAGGGCUCGGCCACUUAUUGUGCAAUCCAGUUGAUGCUGACCAUUACAUGGCUUUACUUUGCUUCGCAAACGGCUCACUGACCAGGGAAAGAGUGCGAGACCUAGUUGCGAAUAAGAGCUGGGGGGAGUUCAACUCCCUUUUGGACAGCACACCAAGAGGAAAUUUUGGAAACUACGGCAUCUUCAUGGAUGUGCCUGAGCCCCUGAUGCCUGGCAUCCAGCCAAGCGUCAAGAGGUUCAACGCGGCUGGGGUUGAAGUGGGACACUUCACCAGUAUGGAAAUCGAGAUCAGGGCUCUCGUCGAGGGACAAGCUCUCUGCAGACGUGCGGCGUUGGAAACUCUACUGGGAUCUGACUCAAGCAGCAAUUUGAAAAUUAUUGCAACCGGCGGAGCAUCGCGAAACAAAUGCUUACUGCAAGUUUACGCCGACGUCUUUAAUGCUCCAGUUUAUAUUCAAGAUGGAACUAAUUCUGCCGCUCUAGGUGGAGCAUUCCGUGCCUUCCACAUGGUCACAAUGGCUGACAAGCCUUUUUCUGAAGUGGCUGCUAAGUUCCGAGGCGCAGAGGAGCCCUUUUGCACCCCCUAUGCUGACGCACAAGAGAUCUACAAUCCUAUGUUAGAAAAGUGGAAUUCGACCAUCAAAAGCCUGAUGAGCAACGAGAAGUAGACAACUCGCUUGUGAUAACCACAAAAAGAAACACAUUCCAAAGUAACCUGCAAGUCGCACAAAUAGAAUUAUUGCAUUCCUAUUAAAAUGCAUUUUUGUCAAUGUACUCAUUAUUAAAUUAUUAGAAAAUCGUUAUUUGUUGAUUAGUCCUAAUGUUAUUGAUUUUAUUUAAGAUGCACAAUCGAGCUUAAUAAAGACGCUUUUAAACCAUGACGACACAAAGUAA